CAGGGGUUAAUGUACUGAUUCCGUCAGAAUGAACGUUGGUUAUAGACGUCCAGAGAGUGGCGGAGGAAUUCCAAACACACCCUGAGAGAGGAGCAAGCUAUCCUGCUUAUCACUAAGAAACGGAGACGCCACUAUCCUAAAGAGGUCGUGUUUUGAGGUAUCUCUUGACAACCAGACCUCUGCAAACAAUAGUUGCUGCUUUGAACCACAGAGGUGAGGAAGAAUUGGCCUGGAGAUAAGCAAACAGCAGUUACUAAGGAAGACCGAAUGUCCUGUGUCUGCAUUGGAGAGGCUGCAGUUAGGCAUAAGAAAGACAUCAGCAGAAUUUGACACUGGAAAAAUUGGUUAUCCAUGUUCAACACAUUGUCACUGUUGGUGAAUGUGAGCAGCCCUAUGCACUGCACCUAGAUAAUAUAGAUUAUCCUCAUCCAGCCUCUCUAUAUCUUUACAAGAUUUGUACAAAAAAAUACAUCUUUAAUCAACAUAAGCGCUCAUUGCUACCAUAGAUCCUGUCAUCUGCUCCUAGAAACACUCUGCAUGUGUAUGUGCAAAAAGCAAGGAAUGAACUCGGACCAGGCCUGCACUUUUCUUUUAAAUUUACCAAACCCCUCAUCUUAGCUGCCAAGACAAUAAGAUUGAGGAAUUUCCUUUAAGAGUCACUCAGAACGAACAAGGCAGAAGCAGUGAGGGAGUAAAACGAGGGAGAGGAAAAAGAGGCGGAGAGAGAAUUGGUGCUCAAGUGUGAGUGAGUGAACAGACCGAAAGCUGCAAGUCUCUACUGUAACCAAUGGCGUUCUGAUAAGGAAUUUCAAAGGCACGAUUUCAUAAGAAUCCAUAAAAAGGAGGCUAUGAGCCUUAUACUCAUGCAAACAGACAAACAAGUGGACUUCUAUUUAAGGAGCAACAGUUCGAAUGGACUCUUCUGAUACAAACAUAAUUGGAGACCGAUUGCUACGAUAUCUAUUGGACAAGAGGGAUCAUAUUUGAUACUUUAUAGUUCUUGCAACAGCCUUGAAAGUCUGAAGGAGAGCAGAAGAGGAGUAUUUACAAUGGAUGGAUUUCCAUGGGGUUUUUGUCAGUGCUGAUCCAUUCAUCACUUUGUUUGUGUUUGGGACUCGAUUUGCCCACCAUCUACUGCCUGAAGGGGAAGUGAGCUGGUAGGGGGACUGGUACAAGUCCGUUGCACACUGGACCACUUGAGCUUUCUGGAGGAGGACAGAGUUGAAGAGUAUGGGGAAGUCAAACAGCAAGCUCAAACCAGAGGUGGUGGAAGAACUGACCAGGAAGACUUACUUUACAGAGAAAGAGGUCCAGCAAUGGUACAAGGGCUUCAUAAAAGACUGCCCAAGUGGUCAGCUUGAUGCUGCAGGUUUCCAGAAGAUCUACAAGCAGUUCUUCCCCUUUGGUGACCCCACCAAGUUUGCCUCAUUUGUCUUCAAUGUUUUUGACGAGAACAAGGAUGGACGGAUUGAGUUCUCAGAGUUCAUUCAGGCCCUAUCGGUGACCUCACGUGGGACCUUGGAUGAGAAGCUUCGCUGGGCCUUUAAGCUCUAUGAUCUUGAUAACGAUGGCUAUAUCACUCGCGAUGAAAUGCUCAAUAUAGUGGAUGCCAUUUAUCAGAUGGUGGGAAACACAGUAGACCUUCCAGAAGAGGAAAACACACCGGAGAAAAGAGUGGAUCGCAUUUUUGCCAUGAUGGAUAAGAAUGCUGAUGGAAGGCUGACUCUGCAGGAGUUCCAAGAGGGCUCAAAGGCAGAUCCCUCUAUUGUACAAGCUCUGUCUCUCUAUGAUGGCCUAGUAUAGUAGCAGCUUGUCUCGAGCAUAAAGAUAUGGCUAAGGAUCCAGUGCAGUGACAUCUCACCAUGCCAUGCGAGGAGAUGAGUCUUCUCUUUAUUUGACCUCUCAUUCUGGACACUCAGGACUGAGAAGGACCACAAAGAGCUCAUCCAUCUCACCACAAGUAUAUCACAUUUGACCAUUUGGCAUACAACAAUGACAAAAAGGAGAAUGGAGAAAAUUGCCAUUCUGAAAAUUGUGUUUGUGUGCCCACAUGUGUGAUUGCCUGUUAAUGCUGUACCGGAGAAUCCCACUGGAUAUUCACAAGUGCUUGUUUUCUGCUGAACAAAUGCACUGGAGACUGUUGAUGACACUGAUUGUUAAAAAAAAAAAGCAUGUUGAGAAGCCUAAAUUAUUGUAUAUAAAUUAUUAUAUAAUUAUAAUGUAAAUACUGUAUGUAUUACCAUUGUGUAGCAUGUGCUAUUCUUCCCUUGCUGGCACAGUUAAGUACAAAGUCCUCAAACCACAUCCGAAACAAGGCACUGCAACCAAACAACAUGCUGCACUAUAAUUAUUGAACAGCUGCAUAUCAGAAUUUAUGUAUGUACCUUUUUUAAUAAAGAAACAAACAGGAUAUCUUCUUUUUCUUUUUCUGUAAAGGCUCCAGCAACUGCUA
This is a messenger RNA of Xyrauchen texanus (razorback sucker), 2452 nucleotides long. RefSeq names its product neuronal calcium sensor 1. NCBI's taxonomy places the organism in Eukaryota, Metazoa, Chordata, Actinopteri, Cypriniformes, Catostomidae. The transcript has 9 exons. The record is from RefSeq and is a predicted model, not a curated record. Gene Ontology annotation, molecular function: calcium sensitive guanylate cyclase activator activity; calcium ion binding. Bases 1231 to 1803 code for a protein of 190 amino acids.